Molecule: messenger RNA, 1457 nt
Organism: Mirounga angustirostris (Northern elephant seal)
Lineage: Eukaryota; Metazoa; Chordata; Mammalia; Carnivora; Phocidae
Product: growth-regulated protein homolog beta-like
Exons: 4
Coding region: 163-726 (187 amino acids)
Biological process (GO): chemotaxis; defense response; immune response
Cellular component (GO): extracellular region
Molecular function (GO): chemokine activity
Source: RefSeq, a predicted model, not a curated record
GAGAAAAGCAUGUCACCUCCUCCGCCCUGGCCUUAUUCCCCCAAUCCGGAUAACUAACGUUCAAGGAUCCUGUCUCCAGUAAGUGGCACAUACCCAAGCAAGGCCCCUCGCGCCUCCUAUGGGGACUCCGCAGGAAGGAGAAGGUCCCCGACUCGCAGGGACAUGCGGGUGGCCGGGCGGGUCCCCCUUCACCGCGGGGGCGGGGCCGCGCUGUCCUUUCCGACCCCGAAGCGACGUGCGGUGCCGGGAAUUCCCCCGGCCCCGGGGCUGCUCACUUCCCCGCGCCCACCGGGGAUAAAAGCGGUUCUCCCGGCUCCGGGAGCCACAGACUCCGCUCCGCCAGCUCGCGCUCCAGCUCGCCCGCUCCAGGCCCCGCCGCCCCGACUCUCCGAGCUGAGCCCCAUGGCCCGCGCCGCCACCGCCGCCGCACCCCGCGCUCUCCGGCUCCUCGGCGCCGCGCUGCUGCUCCUGCUGCUGGUCCCCGCCGGCCGCCGCGCCGCAGGUGCGCCCGUGGUCGCCGAGCUGCGCUGCCAGUGCUUGCAGACCUUGCAGGGAAUUCACCUCAAGAACAUCCAGAACGUCAAGGUGACGCCCCGGGGACCCCACUGCGCCCAAACCGAAGUCAUAGCCACUCUCAAGAAUGGGCAGGAGGUUUGUCUCAACCCCGAAGCCCCCAUGGUCAAGAAAAUCAUCAACAAGAUGCUAAACAAGGGCAGCACGAACUGAGCUAGAGAGAAGGCAGAAGCCUGUGACUUACUGUUGCAGCCUUAGUGAAGUGGGAGCAGAAGAAGAGAAACAAAAACCUCCUGAAACCCCCUGGACUGUGUUUAAUGUAUUUGACUCUUGCCUAGGAGUAUUCUUCUAUUUUUUUUAACUUAUUUAUUUAUUUAUUUAUUUUCUCAAAGCUAGCACAUUAAUGUCCUAGCUAAUAUUUAAAGAUAUGAAUUUGGUAAUUUGCUGUACUAUAUUAUCUUAAAAGGUCAUUUUUAUGUUCCAUCAAAGUUGGUUCAGUUCUAUUAUUUAAUUUGUAGAUGAUGAGUCUUAAAUAUUCUUCAUUCAUUAAAUUAUUAUUUCUUGGGGGGAUGGUGGGGGAAACCAUGCCAUAUCAUUCACCAUGAUGAAGGCUGGCGAUAAAUAGUGGGGGAUCCAAGCAAAUACAUCCCUGUUAAGGUCGUGGGAUGUAUGUGCACCUCUGUUUUUGUACUGUUGAGAAGAAUGCUGGUUGUUAUUUAUUGAGAGAGUUCCACAGUAUGUGGUCAACAUUUCUGAUGUUGAAGCUUUAGAAAAACUCCAGUGUUUUAAAUAUCCCUUGGACAUUUUAUGUCUUCCUUGUAAGGCAUAAUGCCUUGUUUAGUGUUAAUUAUGUGGUGUUUCUCUAUGUCUUGGAAUAGAGAAGUUUAAAUAUUUAUCGAUGUAUUUUUACAAAUAGCAUGAAAAUAAAGCUAUUUACAAAAGUU